GAAAGAAAUCAUUUAUUUGUUCAUUUAUUUAUUUUAGGAAAGAAAUCAUUUAUUUGUUUAUUCAGUUCCAUGAUUCAGUUAUCAAGAAGUUGAAAGUUCUUCUACCGCGGACUAAUGAUGAAAUGCUAAAAGAACAUGUUCGGCAGUUUUUACAUCUCGUGGGUGAUGUUAGCAUUCCUCGUGGGGCUGGUAUUCGAGUAUUGUCACUUGAUGGUGGAGGUACGCGAGGUGUAUUAGGCCUAGAUGUUUUGCAAGCGCUGGAAAAUAAUUUGAAGGGAUCAAAGGUUGUCGAAGUGUUCGAUCUAAUCGUGGGUGUAAGUACUGGAGCUAUUAUCGGUACAUUACUCGCUGCUAAGAGGUUACCAGUUGAAAAGUGUAAGGAAGUUUAUAUUGAGAUCUCAAGGGAGCUUUUCAGCCAGGGCAAAUUUUCGGGGAUGAGCGGUCUUCUUCUCUCACAUGCGUACUACAACACUGAAAAAUGGAAGCAAAUCCUGAAGAACGUUAUUGGCGAGGACACGUUGCUAGAAAUAUGUGGACGCUGGGAAACGCCCAUGCUCAGUAUAGUAUCGUGCACCGUGAACACA
This is a messenger RNA of Cercopithifilaria johnstoni, 584 nucleotides long. The record is from the annotation of a GenBank genome assembly. NCBI's taxonomy places the organism in Eukaryota, Metazoa, Nematoda, Chromadorea, Rhabditida, Onchocercidae.